Molecule: messenger RNA, 1698 nt
Organism: Nematostella vectensis (starlet sea anemone)
Lineage: Eukaryota; Metazoa; Cnidaria; Anthozoa; Actiniaria; Edwardsiidae
Product: GTPase HRas
Exons: 9
Coding region: 139-696 (185 amino acids)
Biological process (GO): Ras protein signal transduction
Cellular component (GO): plasma membrane
Molecular function (GO): GTP binding; GTPase activity; GDP binding
Source: RefSeq, a predicted model, not a curated record
UGCGCAGAAGCAGUAGCAGGCCACGACCUUACUCGGCGAUACUCGGUAUUUCCUCUGAGCGCCUUUAGAAUAUUAGCUGAACAACUUGUCAAAUAGAAAAGUUUUUGCGAACUUUAUCACCGAGUGCAAUAAGUUGAGAUGACGGAGUACAAGCUGGUAGUUGUUGGAGCUGGCGGCGUGGGGAAAAGUGCUUUAACAAUACAACUGAUACAGAACCAUUUUGUGGAUGAGUAUGAUCCAACUAUUGAGGAUUCAUAUAGAAAGCAAGUAGUAAUAGACGGUGAAACAUGUUUGCUGGAUAUAUUGGACACAGCAGGACAAGAAGAAUACAGUGCUAUGCGAGAUCAGUACAUGCGCACAGGGGAGGGCUUCCUCUGUGUUUUUGCUGUAAAUAAUAGUAAAUCAUUUGAAGAUAUUAACCAAUAUAGGGAGCAGAUUAAACGAGUAAAAGAUGCCGAGGAAGUCCCUAUGGUUUUGGUAGGAAAUAAAUGUGACUUACCACAGCGAACAGUAAGCACAUCUGAUGCCCAGGAACUAGCAAAAAGCUACAAUAUCCCUUUUCAAGAGACCUCUGCAAAAACUCGGCAGGGGGUGGAUGACGCAUUUUAUACACUUGUCAGAGAAAUCAGAAAAGACAAAGAAAAGCGUGGACCUCCAAAACCAAAGAAAUCAAAGAAAAAAUGUAUCAUCUUAUAAAGGACCUGCUAUUUCCAUCCUUCACCCUGCCUACCCUAAUGCCAAUACCCCGUCAGCAUGCUAAAGCUGCACCAAUGACUUCAUAUUUAUUUUUGUAGUGUGAUUCUAAUUGCAGCUUUAUGAUUGGCAUACAUCCUCUUGGAGACAUAACUUGCCUAUAUAAGUUUGGUUGCCAUUGAACAGUAUAAUUUAGUCAAUGAAUAGAUAACUGGAAUUUUGAAAAGAAUGCCUUUAUAAAUGAUGUCACUAGGGUAUAUUCUUGGAAAAAGGGGAUCUAGAACAAGCAUUUGCAGUAUACCUCAUUAUGUUACAAUGCCAAUACUAGUGAGAUAUGUGGACCACAAUACCUGAUAACCCAUAGCAUACAGCCCGUCAAUCAAUAGUUACAGUGUAGAUUGUAUUUCUGUAUAUAAAAAAAUGUGUUGAGGGAAAUGCAUUUCGUAGCACUAGCUCUUUCAUGUUGAUGUGAUAUAGGCUACAAAAAACUUUGUAUUCAUAAGCAUAGCGUCACUGUCAAAUUCUUUGCCCGUCAAUUUGAUAAGGUUUGUAAAAAGGUCUUUAUAUAAGCAAAACAUUUUCAUUAAAUCAGUUUAAUGCAUUUUACACUACAAGCAGGUUAUAAGGUCACUCAGCAUAAAAUUUCCUAAUAGCUCUUGACAUUAUGUGAUAGUAAUUGUCUGGCUUAUGUUAGUGAUGAUUAUUAUGACAUCAGAGGGGCUCUGCCAUGGGAACUUUACCAAGCAGCAUUUUUGUGGUAUGCCUCGGCUGGUUCCCAGGCUUCUCAAUAAUGUUGCUACACAGGCAACCCAAUGACAGAUAUUAGAGACUACACUCGGUAGCAAACCAUUACCGAAAUUUAAAAAGCUUUUGUUUUACAGUUGGUGAUUUGAAUGGAGAAGAUCACUUAAAUUAUACUUCAAGUAUCAACCCCAAGCACUCUGUUUUUAGAUUAUUGUAUCAGAAGUAGAAAUAAUAACAAAUUAAACUUUCUUUUAGUGUUAA